Messenger RNA from Columba livia (rock pigeon), 1870 nucleotides. RefSeq names its product cytosolic arginine sensor for mTORC1 subunit 1 (gene CASTOR1). The record is from RefSeq and is a predicted model, not a curated record. The transcript is spliced from 8 exons. The coding region runs from base 64 to 1167 and encodes 367 amino acids. Gene Ontology annotation, molecular function: arginine binding. Gene Ontology annotation, biological process: negative regulation of TORC1 signaling. Lineage: Eukaryota; Metazoa; Chordata; Aves; Columbiformes; Columbidae.
CUCCCGCGGGCGGGGCGGGGCCGGGGCAGCGCUGGUGGCGGCGGCGGGGCCGGUGCGGCCGCCAUGGACCUGCACAUCCUGGAGCACCGGGUGCGGGUGCUGAGCCUGGCCCGCCGCGGGCUCUGGCUCUACACCCACCCGCUGCUCAAGCUGCUCUUCUUACCCCAGCGCUGCAGGUGCAAGUUCUUCAGCCUGACGGAGACCCCCGAGGACUACACCAUCAUGCUGGACGAAGAAGGCUUCAAAGAGCUGCCACCCUCAGAGUUCAUGCAGGUGGCGGAUUCGACAUGGCUGGUGCUCAGCGUUGUCUCCAAUGGCCGGGCCCCCUCUGGCUCCCAGGCCACCGGCGUCACCAAGAUUGCCAGGUCGGUCAUCGCGCCGCUGGCCGAGCACCACGUUUCGGUGCUGAUGCUCUCCACAUACCAGACCGACUUCAUCCUGGUGAGCGCUGGGGAUGAUGGGGACGGGGUCCCUGGUGGCUCUGGCGGGGGUGGGUGGGGACCCUGCUGUCCCCGGGGGUGGCAGUGCCAGCCUGACCCUGCGCCCGGGCAGGUGCGCGAGCGGGACCUGCCGGUGGUGAUCCACACGCUGGCCGGGGAGUUCGACAUCUACAAGGAGGAGAGCGGCGAGUGUGUCCCUGUCACCUGCGACGACAUCAGCAAUGGCUUCCUCAAGCCCAAGCCGUCCGCCAGCCCCACGCUGCACCCGGUGCAGAGCCCCCAGACCCGCUUCUGCAUCCUGACCGUGGCCCCCGACACGCUGCCCGCCAUUGCCACCAUGCUCAUCGACGUCCUCUUCUACUCCCAUAGCCCGCCACGGGAGCCCGGUGCCACCAGCCAGGACCUCGACUCCAUCACCUUCUUCGCCUUCUCCCUCAUCGAGGGCUACAUCUCCAUUGUCAUGGAUGCCGAAACCCAGAAGCGGUUCCCCAGCGACCUGCUGCUGACCAGCUCGACGGGGGAGCUGUGGCGCAUGGUGCGGAUCGGGGGGCAGCCCCUCGGCUUCGACGAGUGUGGCAUUGUGGCGCAGAUCGCGGAGCCGCUGGCCGCCGCCGACAUUUCAGCCUAUUACAUCAGCACCUUCAACUUCGAUCACGCCCUGGUCCCCGAGGAGGGCAUCGCUGAGGUCAUCCAGCUGCUGCAGCAGCGCCAGGACAGUGGCAGAUAGCGGCUGCUGUCCCCGCACCGGGUGGCCCAGGACAGUGGCACGGUGGGGUCCCCUGCUACCCACCCCCCCAUUCAUUAUUUUUCAGUUUCGAGGCUCCUGCAGUGUGGGGCAGAGCCGGGUGCAGCGUCACUCCCUGUCUGCUGGGGACAUGGGCAAUGGUGGCUUCAGGAACCCAGUGGCCUAGUGGAUGUGGGACAGUGUCCUGUGGGAGGGCGAGCUGUCCUGGCCAUGCCACCCUGUGGGGGACGCCAAAGGGCAGCACCUGCCACCCUCUGUCCCCUUGGGAGGGGAGCAGGUGUCCCCAGGGACCUGCUGGUUGGGGGACAUGCCAGAGAGCAGUGAUGUGCCACCAUGGUGCUGGGGUGGCAGCCCGGGGCUGGCAGGGCAUGUCCCCAUGCCCUGUGUGUGUCCCCAUGGGUGAUCCCUUUGAGUGGGGCUGUGAUGCUCUAGGGCCCCCCUGGUCUGGCCUCAUGGGGGGUGAAAAUGUCCCCAGAGCUGUGGGUCCCCCCGCACCCCGAAAAUCUCCCAGGGAGAGAAUGGGGAUGCUGUGGUUCAGCCCCAGCCUGGUGUCACCUCUGGGGUGGCCCUGUGCCCCUGCCUGGGCUGUGGCCUAUUGAGGGGGAGCGACGGUGACCCCCCAACUCCUUCCAAGCUGUAUUUUCACAUAGUUUUUAAUAAGUCAAUAAAAGUUCUAUUAUUUGUA